UUAGACCCUGAGGAUCAGACCGUGGAGAGGCUCGAGUGCCCUGAACCGGCAGGCCUGGCCCGCUACGCACCCCUGAAAGCACCUGCAGACAAGCCUGGUGACUACGUCAAAUUCUUCUUCGCUCUCGACCUCACCCAGUGCGUCGACCUGCUUCCUCGACUCCUCGGCAGCAUCAUCGAGGCCAUUAACUUUCUCGGCCCGGACAACUGCGCGCUGUCGAUUGUCGAGGGCAAUUCUGACGAUGGCACCCCAGAAGUGCUCGCUGCCAUUCGCCAGGGGGUGGAGACGCUCGGUAUCGAGUACUUCUUCACGACGAGCAGCGUGAACCCAAAGGGCGAAGCGAAUCGGAUCUAUGGUCUGGCCAAGCUGCGGAACCUAGCCCUGCAGCCAAUGCUAGACGAUACGCGCCGAUACGGCACAGAUACGAUAGUUAUCUUCCUUAACGAUGUCGCCGUCUGUAUGGAGGAUAUUCUGGAGCUCGUCUACCAGAAAGCGCUAUUGGGGGCUGACAUGACGUGUGCCAUGGACUGGACCUAUGUCGGGGCCAACCCGACCUUUUACGACGUCUGGGUGGCAAGGACUAUCUCUGGGGAGGCGUUCUUCAAUAUUCCCGAGGACAGGAGCUGGAACUUUGCUUGGAACUUGUUCUGGAAGGACACAGACACGAAAAAAAGAUACCAAGCUCAUCUACCCUUCCAGGUCUUCAGCUGCUGGAACGGCGCCGUUGCCUUCACGGCCCAGCCCAUCCUCGACAGAGAGGUGUCCUUUCGCAGCAACAAACCGGGAGAGUGCUUCCAAGGCGAACCGCAGCUCUUCUGCAAGGACCUGUGGCAUGCUGGCUACGGCAAGAUUGCCGUGGUUCCAAGUGUCAACCUCGAGUACUCGGAUGAACGGGGCAAGGAUAUCAAGGUCCUCAAAGGAUACACCUCCAGGUGGGUUGGGCCGGAACAGGAUUCGCGGUCCAUAUUUGACUGGAGAUCCAGUCCACCCGAGCUAGUCAAGUGCAUGGAGGCUAUGGAAACGUCCGAAUGGCGACCCUGGAACGAGACUCUA
This is a messenger RNA of Cryphonectria parasitica EP155, 1053 nucleotides long. Its product is annotated as family 69 glycosyltransferase. Lineage: Eukaryota; Fungi; Ascomycota; Sordariomycetes; Diaporthales; Cryphonectriaceae. The annotation marks the transcript as partial. The transcript has 2 exons. The record is from RefSeq and is a predicted model, not a curated record.